UUUUUAGAUUUGGCUUGAAAAAUGAAUUCGUCAGUUUACAAUGAUACUGACGCCGAUGAUCCACCACCAUCCAUUAUCGCACCGAUUUUGAGUUUGGACCCAAUUACGCGCCUCAUGUUUCACGUGGCAACUGUGUCCAUCAAUUCCAGUUCCACGUCGAUUUCGUCUCAAGAAGAAGCUACAGAUGAUCCGCUCACAGAAAUGCUUGAUCGUUUCAGUAGAAUCCAACAAGAGGAAUGUGAUCGCAUAGCUAACUUGUGUGAAAACCGACAGCUGUACACGUGGCUUGUAGGUUACGGUUUCAUUUUUGUAUUUCUCUUGGCGCUGUUCGGAAACGUCGUAAACUUGUUGAUCUAUAAUUCGGAUCACAUUAAAUACUAUAUUGCCAUCAGAAUGUUGUGCACAAGACUGCUUAUGAACUCGCUGACUCUAAUAUGCAUGCUUCCUCAAGCGCUUCGCAUUGUUUCUGCGUGGGAUUCUGAUUCACAUAUAAACGAAAUAUAUUGGGUUUACUAUCCGUAUCAGAUCUAUUUUGUCAACCUUUUUGGAUUUUGUGCUAUGUGGUUAACUGUGCUUAUGACCGCAGAGUGUUAUCUUCACGUGUUUUUCCCGUCCCACUCAAAAAGUCUUUGCACCAAGAGAAAUCUCUCACGAAGCUAUUUCAUUAUUCUUGUUGUUGGUGCCUUAUUGGCAUUGAUGUAUAAGUUCAAUCGAAGUGUUACAUUGAGCACACAUUGCAACCGCGUUAUACCGACAAUUCACGCUUCUGAAGAUUUUGUAAUGAUCUGUCUGGAAAAGAUCCACACAUUUGCAAACCUCCUCUUCGCUAUUGUCGUCCCAAUGGGUCUGCUUCUCUUCAUGGCAGCGUCAAUUCUUUGGAAGUUGGUCUUGAAGCGAAGCGAUUUUGUAUCGCACUUCACAGCAGAAAAACGUUGUGUGACACGGAUUACUCUAAUCACCACAGGACUUCAAUUAAUUGCUGAACUUCCCCCAAUUCCUGUUUUCUUGUAUGCUACUAUUUUCGGACCAGCUGUCACCAACGAGCCUGCUAUUUGCGUCUGGAAUACUAUAGCCGUCUUCCUUGGUCUAUGCAACGUUUCGCUCUCUUUCUUUGUGUACCUUGUUUUUUCCGACAAGUUUCGUGAAAUGGUGAAAACACGUCUCUGUGAGCUGAUCCCAUGCAUCUCUUCCCCUCGAUCCUUGGUACAUUACUCAAAUGAGUCAACUGAUCCAAAGUUGAGAACAAACUUGUUGGCACGAGAGCAGGUUCAUAUAAAACAGCCUGAGACGGAAUCGUCGGUCUGCACAGAAACCUAUCUUCUCAACGAGAAAUCUUCAACGAAUGAUGACUCCUUCUUGUAAUCGUUUUUUCUAUACUGGAAACUUAACUUUUAUAUAUUUCUGAUCAAAACUCUAUGCCAUGACACUUGCUUCACUAUCGCAUGAUGCUUCUUUUGUUUCCACUCAAAUGAAGCUGUUUUUUGAAUA
Molecule: messenger RNA, 1488 nt
Organism: Caenorhabditis elegans
Lineage: Eukaryota; Metazoa; Nematoda; Chromadorea; Rhabditida; Rhabditidae
Gene: T02D1.4
Product: G-protein coupled receptors family 1 profile domain-containing protein
Exons: 9
Coding region: 22-1362 (446 amino acids)
Biological process (GO): signal transduction; G protein-coupled receptor signaling pathway
Cellular component (GO): membrane
Molecular function (GO): G protein-coupled receptor activity
Source: RefSeq, marked reviewed